AUAAAACAGUUCGUUUUAUAUAAUUGGAACAUUAAAGAGAAUGUUCUAUAUAUCUUAGAUCGGUUAAAAUUAUGACGGAAUUUUCUAAUUAUUUUUAAUAUUUUGCUUGAGCGUUUUAAUCCAAGAUAUUAGCAAUGGGAGCAUGUGUUGUUGUGUUGAAACGGCUAACAAAAUUAAGAAAAGCGACUAGAAGAUAUCUUAGUGUUAAUAGUAUUAUGACGGGAAAGAAAAGUAUUUACUUUGCAUAUGGAAGCAAUUUGCUGGAAAGGCGAAUGCACCGAUCCAAUCCUAAUGCAGUUCGAUGUGGAAAAGGUGUAUUGAAGGAUUAUCGAUUCGAUAUGGGUACCUAUUGCAAAUUUUGGAGAGGCUGCGGUGCAAACAUAACCGAAUCGUCCGGAGAAAAGGUGUGGGGAGCACUGUGGGAAUUAAAAGAUGAAGAUUUUGUUAAUUUAGACAGGCAAGAAUACGUGCAUUUAAAUGUUUACAAACGAAUAUUGGUUGAAAUUGAAACCCCAGACGGCCAGAAACUUAACUGUAUAGCAUACCAGAUGGUGAAUAAUUUUGAAAAAGUGGAUUUGGCCAAUUUACCAUUUGAACGACGACCCAGUCCAGCAUAUAUGGAUGUAAUAAUUAAAGGAUCUCAAGAGACAGGUCUGCCAAUAGAUUAUACGAACUUUUUAAGAACUGUUUGUACGAAUGGCAUCGAUUACGCACCAAAUUUGGAUCCAGAAUAAUAUAUAUAUUUAUUAGUCUACAAUUUAAAGUUAUUGUAUAAAAUAAAAAUAUAUUUUUGUUAAUAUA
Diabrotica balteata is the source of this 801-nucleotide messenger RNA. The record is from the annotation of a GenBank genome assembly. Lineage: Eukaryota; Metazoa; Arthropoda; Insecta; Coleoptera; Chrysomelidae.